UAUUAGAUACAAAACGGCGUGAUUCGUUAAACAACAACAAAAGAAAGAGAAUAUGAAAUGAUCAUCGGGGCACAUAAAAGUACCUUGAUUUCUUCAAUCUGAUCUUUGUUACAUUUGUCAACUUUUCUUUCUUUCCGAAGUUUAAAAUCGCGAAUUUAGUCGGUAGCCAGUCUGGGAUGCCAUUGUCAAAUAUUGAUCAAAUUGCAUAUCGGCCUGAUAAGGGGAGAGUGUAGGGCAUUGGCAAAGAUGAAUAAAAUUUGCAGUUAUAAUUCUUGAAUUUCAGUGACAGAUGUGGACCAUCGAGAGUAGGACGGGUAUUCCUUUGGAGGAAGUUGCGUUUCCAUUUGCAUCAUAAUUAAGCAGAUAACGGAACUCCACUUUUUAUCUUACACACUGACAUAAGGGGUGAUUGGAAGUAAAAGGAGGGACUUUUAAAAAAAUUCGAAUUUAAAAAAAAAGACAGACAAAGAUAGACGGAAAAUUGACACUGGAAUAUCCAUUUCGGCAUGAUUAUGUGAAGAGUUUUACUUCCGUUAUAAAGGUGAGCUAUGCCGAUAAAGCUUGAUUCAAUAGUUAUGGAUACAGACCCCGAGUUCAGUCUUACCGGAAGUGAAUUUGAAGAUGCAGACAUCGAUGAUUUAUCGGAUAUCAAUGAAAGCGAUUUUGACCAAUGUAGUAUCAAAUCGUCCGACAGUGCACAACGGCCCGAUGUCAUAGAUGAUAAGGCGCCAAAAACAACCAAGGAUGAACUUAAAGUGCCGAAAAAACGGGGCCCAAAAAAGAAGAGAAUGACUAAAGCUCGCGUGGCAAAACUCCGCUUGCGAAGAGUAAAAGCUAAUGCGAGGGAGCGUAAUCGAAUGCAUGGACUUAACGAUGCGCUAGACAUUUUGAGACAACAUGUGCCUUGUUAUUCAAAAAACCAAAAGCUUUCCAAAAUAGAAACCCUCCGUCUCGCAAGAAAUUACAUCGGUGCCUUAGCAGAUAUUUUGAAAUCAGGAAUGAAACCAGAUUCCAUUUCGUUCGCCAAAGCUUUGUCAAAGGGGUUAUCUCAAAACACGAUGAAUCUAGUCGCCGGAGGCCUUCAGUUGAACCCCAGGACGCUCCUUCCCGAGUCAUCCUAUGGAAAACCGUUUCAGUUUUACUACAACAAUACGUAUCACAUUCCGCACGACGGGAACCAGUUUUCUAAUGUUUACAAUAUGCAGUCUUUUACCCAACCAUCUCCAAGCACUGCAAUAAGUGCCUCUGUUUCGCCAAAUCAAAUGCUUUCUUAUUCAUCCCAUAUCAAUUCGUCUGGACGAGAUCUCGCUUGUCAAGUAUCACCCACGUCUAUUGGUUACAAUGCGUCACGUGAUGCAAGUCCCAUCCAAGUCCCCAAAACUGGUGUGCCUUCUCUUCAGGUCGAGGCUGUUACGUCUACAAAUUUUAUGAGAUGUGACAGCACAGUUGAGUCCUACAUCUGUGGUAUGAACGGUAGAAAUCUGAACAAUAACAGAAUUUACCAACAAGGUCAUGUGACGUCAUCUCAGGAUUGCAGUCCCUACAUUAUGCUGGAUGAAAUAACAGAGUUCCAACCGGAUUCGACCGAAAAUCCCGAAUUAAACAUUAUCAGUGCAGCUUCAAACUUGUUUGACGUCACCGGUUAGAUUUCGUACUACAUGCUCUGCCUGAAUUUAAGAUUCAUUCAUUCUAUUUUUUAAAACUUUACAUGGAUGAUUUAGGAAUCUAAAUAAUUUCAUUCGUUCCACAAGAAAAGAGUCAAGUCGCCUAAUGUUGAUGCUUAAUACAUAAUUUUGAUGUAAUUCAUUACCUGAUACCUUUAUAACUCGUAUAUUGUGGUAUAAUGAUUUUAGAUAUCAUACUGUGUUCAGCAUAGGGGGGUUGAACUGUCAGUAAAGAACACGAUUACCUGCAGAACAGGUGUCACUGUGUUGUUAGUAUUUCUAUGCAAUUAAAUCAAAACUUCAGCAUUGCACUAAUCUUGCCAAAUAUAUAUGAUUUUUCGCGUAGAAAAGAUUUUUGAUCAUUAUACAGUGAACAGGGCAUUGAUAGUUUGUGUACAGUACAAGUGUAGAUACGUAUAAAAUGCAAGUGCUGUUUAAAUUUACUGCUGUCUAAUUUAUUAUAAAAUAUUGACUUAAACGGUUAGAGUGAAUUGUUUUAUAUAAAUGGAUAAAUAAGCUAGGUUUUUUGUUUUGGUAUUACAUGUAUGUAGGCGUAUAAACAACGGAGAACCAUCGGGUAAUUAGUAUAAUCGGCGAGACCGGAAAUGUGGAAAGUUUUUUCAUGAUUUCAAUGCUUUUAUCCAGACAUUCCAAUUUUGAUAUGGGAUUUCGUGUCAGGUUCAAAGGUCACUAGCGCGUCAUAGUAGUAGCAUCAGGAACUAUUUUACAAUGAAAAGGCAAAGAUUGAUUACUGAGAAAACAUUGUAUAUAUCAAUAUCAGAAAUGAAAUGAGAUCCCUGUGAAAGCACCAGUAGGCCAGGCCCCGGGGUCCUACAAGAAACUCCAGACGUCAGUCAAAUUCCAAUCACCUGUAAGAUGUUCAUAACUUUUGAACUGAAACUCUUAAUCUGCAGACAUUAGACAUUUGAUGAAGCAAUAUUGAAUAACAAUUUAAUUUUGGAAUGAUUGAUUUCUCAAUCAUUUCAUCGCAAAAUUAAGAUUUUGCGUUAAGAUGUCCACGAUCCUGGGGCUUAUUUGUUUGAAACAAUAAUACCUGUCAUUAAAUGCAUGGUGCGACUGUGUGGCAACGCUUAGAAAUGCAUAGAUUUGGGUAGUCCAGGGAGGGAGGGGGUAUGUUUAGCAUAUUAUUAAUGUAAUGUGAAUGAUACGAUUUUCAUUUAAUUUUUUCUAAUUGUUUCACGUUUAGGUUUGAGCACAACAUUCAACAAACGUCACGCACCAGUCUUAUUUUCUCAACGUUGUGCGUGGCAUGUUGUCAUAAAGGUGGUAUGGAGCGUCUGUAACUACCUGUAAUGUACGUGAAUAUAUUGAAAUUUUGUACAGGGUUAAUGAAAUUGAACUGUGUAUUUCAUAACAAUAUUUUGUGUACUGCUUUGAUUUUAUUGUUUUAAAAAUAGGAAGUAGUAGAAAUAUUAACUAUUUUAUAUCUAAUUUAUUCAUGGUGUGUCUUGAAACUUUUAUUGAAACAAUGAUAUCUUUUGUUCUAGUCAGAAAUAUUCCGUCUAAAGUCUAUGUGAUUUAGAUUUUGAAUAAAGUGAUUUUGUAUA
Ostrea edulis (European flat oyster) is the source of this 3232-nucleotide messenger RNA. Its product is annotated as neurogenic differentiation factor 1-like. The transcript is spliced from 2 exons. Gene Ontology annotation, molecular function: protein dimerization activity. The record is from RefSeq and is a predicted model, not a curated record. Bases 549 to 1646 code for a protein of 365 amino acids. Lineage: Eukaryota; Metazoa; Mollusca; Bivalvia; Ostreida; Ostreidae.